CCUGCCUUGCCCUGUCCUUCCCCACCCUCACCGCCUGUCCUGCCCUGCCCUACCGACACUGCCUGCCCUGCCCCACCCGCACCGCCUGCCCUGCCCCACACAUGGACGGGGAAAAUUGGUAGAUACUUCAUAACUAUGUUAUGUGCAGCUUAUAAUGCACAUGGUUAAGUUGGUGGAGAGUGGGAUUCAUAAUAGCCCCAGAGGCAGGCAAGACUUCUGGACAAUGAGAGAUUUCCUACAGGAAUUCUAGUGAGAGAAUGAGCUGGAUAGGAGGAUAACAAAUUAAAAGAUGUAAGUAGUAAAAGAGCCAGAUUAACCCAUGGUUUAAUGGACAGUGCAAGGAGAUAAAGAAAGACAAUUUGAAGACUUUGAAUUAGUAUACUUAUCAGAGUACUAAAGCAAACAGGAGGCACUAAUAAGAAGGGAGGGGAAGGUAACUAUCAAGUGAAAGCACCAAGCCAUUAUGACUAUAUAGCACUUGGAAGGGGUCAGGAUAAGGAUUUGGGAUGGGACGGAGGGGAAGGAAUGGUGCCCAACCACUUGGACGGUCGGGGAUUGAACACCGACCUUCACGAAGCGAGACUGUCGCUCUACAGUCCAGACCAAGUGGUUGGGUAGGCACUAAUGAGAGCUAAAAAUCUGUAAACUAUGGUUACAUGGAAAACAGAGACAGUGUAAGACUGGAUAGGAGCUAAAGCCCAAGAUCAGCUAUGAAUAAUAUGGCUGUGAAAAGACAAUAAACCUUUAAGAACCAAAUUGUUAUGCAGAAACACAAUGUCAAAUACUGUAUAUUCACAAAGUGACAGGGAGGGGGUCUGCAAGGAACAUGAUAUAAGCUGUGAGGCAGUGUUUAAAGUUUAAGCCAGAGUGCAGGGCAUACAUUAGUCUAGUCCAGAAAUUUUCUGUUCUAGCUGAUAAGGCGAGAUGAGGUGCAAGGACAGGUUAAGAGAAAUAAAUCUAAUGACACUGGAAGAGAGAAGAACAAGAGCUAAUGUGAUCACUACAUACAAGAUAAGAGAGUGAUAAACAAAGUGGAUAGAUGCAAUCUUAUUCCAGGUGAUGGACAGCAGAACAGAGGGGCACAGAUCUUCUUUGGGUGCUAAUGUGGGCAACUAUCCUUGGCCUAGUAAUGCAGCGUCUUUCUGCCCGUUUGGGCACGGUGACGGGCCUCCACUUGGCCGAGGUGUGCUACCGUUAUUAUCCACGUGUUCCCCGCAUCAUGGUCUGGAUCAUGGUUGAGAUUGCCAUCAUUGGAUCUGAUAUGCAAGAAGUUAUUGGAACCUCCAUUGCUCUUUACCUGCUGUCAAAUGAAGCAAUACCUUUGUGGGGCGGAGUUCUGAUCACCAUUAUAGACACCUUCACUUUUCUUGCUCUGGACCGCUAUGGGCUACGCAAGCUAGAGGCCUUCUUUGGCUUUCUCAUUUUUGUGAUGGCUGUUACAUUUGGGUACGAAUAUGGCGUUGCCAAGCCCGACCAGCUGCAGGUGCUGAAAGGACUGUUUAUCCCAGGGUGCUAUAAUUGUGACACACGGGCACUCCUUCAGGCUGUUGGCAUUGUCGGAGCUGUUAUAAUGCCUCAUAACCUAUAUUUGCAUUCUGCUCUUGUGAAGUCACGAGAUGUGGACCGCAAAAACAAAGAUGAUGUUAAGGAAGCCAACAAGUACUUCUUCAUUGAAGCUUGUAUUGCUCUUCUCUGUUCAUUCAUCAUCAAUGUGUUUGUGGUAGCAGUGUUUGCCAAAGGACUUUAUGGAGUCACUAAUCAAGAAGUCCAUGACAGCUGCGUAUCUGCCAACAGCACCCAUGCUAAAAUAUUCCCGGAGGAUGGUGAACUAGUAGAUGCUGACAUCUACAAAGCUGGAGUAUUCCUUGGGUGUACGUUUGGAGCAGCGUGUAUGUAUAUCUGGUCUAUAGGCAUUCUGGCAGCUGGGCAGAGCUCAACCAUGACUGGUACAUACGUUGGACAGUUUGUAAUGGAGGGCUUCCUGAACCUGCGGUGGAAACGUUGGCAGCGUGUUCUUCUUACCCGAACUAUUGCCAUUACUCCGACUUUCUUUAUUGCAUUUUACCAGAACAUCAAUGACCUCACUGGGAUGAAUGAUCUUCUGAAUGCUGUCAUGUCCCUUCAGUUGCCUUUUGCUCUGAUUCCAACUCUGACAUUCACCUCAUCAGAGCGUAUUAUGGGAGACUUCAAAAAUGGAUUGUUCACAAAAAUCUUGGCUUCCCUCUUGUCGCUAUUGGUGAUUGCCAUUAACAUGUGGUUUGUAGUCAAUUUCCUGGGCACUCGUCUUGACGGGCAGUGGUGGGCGUACCUUCUGGUGUGCGUGUGUGGGAUCAUGUACUUCAGCCUCAUAAUUUACCUGGCGUUGUUCCUCGCCAUUGCAUUUGGUUUUAAUUUCAGCUGCAGCUUGCCGCUCGUAUCCAAGUAUCUAGGUGAGGUAUCCUACCAGUUGAGUGUUGGCGAUGACAUGACAGACAGCAUAUAUAGAAUUAUCAAGUGGAGCAACCCUCUCUAUGACUCGGGACUGGAUACUGAUGAUGAAUCUGUGGAUGUUGUGUGGACAAACCCUCUGUAUUGUGACACGCUUGACUCUGGCACAUGAAGGAAAUAUUCAAAUGCAUGGCACGAGGAUUCAAAAGGCUUCUUGCUAAUCUGAUACGCUUUGGGUCAUGGCAUGGGGUGGCUGCGGUGAAGUUCUUGUUAUUUCUGCUUUGUGCAUAGGCAAAUAACAUUGCAUGCUACUGGCUGCUUAAAGUCUUAAGUUAUUGAUUUUAAUCUUAUUGAACACCAAUUCUCCUCUCAUUUAAGACAAUGAAAGUACACAUUAGUUUGACUUGUAUUUACAGAGAUAAUUGUUUCUGUAAAACCCAUUAGUUAUUCAUUGUUCUGUCAUUAUUCAUUAUAAUCUGUUUUCUUUUAUAGCGAUACCAAUAAUUUUUGGUGCAAAACCUAAGGUUCUUAAUGACAUUGAAAUUGAGUAAAAUAUUUAAUCAAAUUUAAUGAACUGAGAGGAAAAUUAUCACCAAUUUAGCACUAAUGCCCUUUAACAAUACCCAUACACUAGUAUUUGAAUUUAACAAAGUUUCUAUUGUAUGCAUUACUGUUUUUAUAAGUGAAAUGUUAAUAGUUGCAUGUACUAGUUUUGUUUUUGUUACAUUUACUUUUUUUACUACUUUCAGAAUUUGAAGUACAAUAUGUACUUUAAAUCCUCCAUACCAAUUAACAAGUUUCUCUUCAUUACUUCAUGAAAAGUUACAUGCUCAGAUUUCUUAAUAUAUGCAAAGUUCUGGUCCUGUUGUAAUGUAGUUAUCUCGGUGAAAUUACAUUUAGUUCGGACAGCUUUGCCCAUUUGCAUUUUUUAAGUUUGUUAUUUAGCGUUUUGUAUGCUUGUGACUUGUGUUUUAUCGUAAUAUUGAAUAUAGCUGAAACGUUCUUCACAGAUCUCAAGACAUCAGAAUGGAAAUUUCACAUUAAAAUCUUUAAACCAAGUGGAAUAAUCCUCCAUCCAAGUUAUGGUAUAACUUGAAUUAUUUUUGGAAAUGUAAUCAACACUGUCCAGUACUUCAUGGUGAAUCACUAUAGAGCUCGGUAAAUUUUUAUAGUACAGCAAUAUUAGUUAUAAUUAAUGUAGGACUUUGAAAAUAUUUUUGUGUUCAUAUAAUACUCUUGUAUAGACACAGUUCAUUUGUUUUCUGUCUAUUGACUUUUAUCCAUGGGGUACCCUAUCUUCACAGUGUACACUUUGCUUUGGGUACCCUUUCUGUCCAUUGUAAAGUACUUAUUUGUUCUGGGUACCUGUUCUGUCCAGUAUACUGCUAGCUUUGGGUGCCUGUUUUGUCCAGUAUGCAAAUCUUUUUUCUGUGAGCUGCAAUCUGUUAUGGAUACCUUUCCAUUUACUAGACGUGUUUUUGAGCGAGUGCCAUUUGUUUUAUCUCAAGCAUGUGAAAUAACAUUGAGGUAAUUGAAACCAUCAUGAGCAGAAAAAAUGUUUGUUGCCAAAAAUUUUAAUGAGUGAAGAAGUGUUUAGUCCAUUAGGUAGCUUCAUUAUACAAACAUUACAUAACAUUUUGACAUUAUAUUUCAGAGAUGUAAAGUUUCUCAUUAGUUUAUCAUGGGAACUUGGAAAAUGUGUUCAGUUAAUUCAAGGCAAUAGAAAGAGCCCAAUUAGAUAGUGGGUAAAAGUAGCAAAUAAUUUAUUAACAUCCAUUUGAAGUCUUGUCUUCAUUGUAUUAAAUAAAAAAAAGAAAUAUUAUUGGAUGUUCAAAUCUUAGGACAAGAAAUGGGAUGAAACAAAUUGAUGAAAACUUAAAAAUCAAUAUUUUUGUCUUCCAGUAAGACAGCGAGGAAGGAUAUUACCGAUGAUAUAGUAAAUCAUUUAAACAAGUCUGAUUCUGUUUGCUGCAUCAUUUCUGACUUCAGUGUUCUGUCUGUCUUUCAUAAUUAUGCAAUUAACAAUGGCAUAUACUGAGAUCUGUAUUCUGAUGAUAUUUUGUAUACACGAGCAUUAGUGGCUCUGGAAAGCUUAUGUCAUGGGUGCAGCAUUCUCUCUCUAUAUCUCUUUCUCUCUCAUAUAUUGUGUGUGUGCAUAAACUUGUCCAUACAAGCUGUGAUCUUUAUUUUAAAUUUGUAAAGGCUGUGAUUGGUGGUGGUAGACUUGCAUACUACUGAUUUUACUGAAUAAAUUCAAAAUUUUAUAUAUAUAUAUAAUAUAAUGUGUGUAUAUAUAUAUAUAAUACACAUACAUAUACAAUAUAAGUACUGUAUACAAAACCCUUGGGUAAUGGGUUGUAAUAUCCCGAGUUUACUGUUUACCCGAAUAUUAAAAAGACUUGAAACAGAGGUACUGUAUAUGGAAUAGCAAUUUUAAAACUUUAAUGGCAGUUACAAAUCCUCUUAGGUAACAGGUCUUAGCCUGUUAUCUAAGAAUGUGUGUUUGUAUAAAUGCUUAUAAAUUUUCAACACUUAAAUUGUUUAGUACUUUGAUUAAGAAUAAGAGCAAUUGCCAGGUCAGCAUCCUCCUUGGCAGUUGUAUGUCUUGAGUGGUUUGGUAGUGAAAUGUAAGGUGCACGCAAUGAAUGCCUUUUGAUGUUGAUCAGUCUUGGCCAGUUAACAUUUAAAAGUAUUUAGCAUUUGUCGCUUAGUUCAAUCCUUGACCCAGCACAGUCAUGUAGGUGUUGGAUCAUGAUCAAAAUAACACAUUUUUUUUUUUUAGCAAAGGAUCUGUGAUAGAGGGGCCAAUACCUGUGGUCUUUGUUAAUUGAAGUGCACACAGCUAACUCUUCACACACAACAAACUCUAUGUAUGUUUUUUUAUUUAAACUAUUAAUGUAUAAUUUUUAAAUGCUCAAAAUGUUUGUUUAAAAAUUCAAGAUGUGUAAAGUGGAAUCAGGUUUUUGAAGAUUACUGAACUGUAUUUUUAAUUGUAUAAUUACUGAAUUAACUAUUUAUAAUGUAAAUAUCAUGCAAAUGAUUUUAUUUUUAAAUAAAAUAGUUAUUUUUGUCACUUAGAAUUCAGACCACUAUGAACACUUGUUUCUGCUUAAUUUUAUUAUCAUAUCUUCACAUUAGGUAGUGAAAAUAAUGUUAACGGUUUAAAAAUCGACUAACUUUCGGUAAUAUUAAAAACGGUUUUAUUACUGAUUGUAGGUUUGAUAAAAACAUCAUUAACUUAAAUGUGCAGGGUGGCAAUGUAUCUAUGACUGUCUGGGGGAUUUAUUUCCUUUCUAAGCUACUGAGGAGCAACUUGUUAGGCACAGUGGGCCCACGAUCUGUACAAUUCUAGGAAAUCUUGUACAGAACAACCGUAAGUUUAUGUGGAGGGCUUGGUAAUGUUCCAGAGACCUCCAGUUUGAUUAUUUCUCCCCCACUCAUCUUGGUAAGGAAUUUGUUGUCAUGUAUUGUAUAUUUUGUUUGAAGUGAUGAUUUUGUUAACACUUGCCCAGAUGUAGUACAUUCUGGCUCAUUGUGAUUGAUAGAAGAAUUGCUGGAGAUUGUGUUUAUUUUGUGAGUGUGGAUAGUGGUUGGUUGUCUGAGGUUUCCACAGUUUUUUUACAUAUAUUGGGUCUUUACCUUCAUUCAAACACUGCCAUUGUAGUAAGUUACUUCAUUAUUAUUAUUAUUAUUAUUAUUUUUUGUUUCCCACCUGAAUUAAGCAAAUCAUUUUGAGGUCCAGAUUUUUAUAUUAGUGACAGUGCUUUAGUGAUACAAGAAACACCCAAAUAAACUCCCAUAACAAUAAUUAUCCCAUAACUAUCGCAUAAUAAUUAUCCCAUAACUAUCGCAUAAUAAUUAUCCCAUAACUAUCGCAUAAUAAUUAUCCCAAACUCCCAUAACACUAGGUUUUACUAUUAAAUACAUUUUUACUGUGACUUUUUAUUUAUUUUGUUGGCAUUCUUUUAAUAGUUUAUAUUAUACAAUUAUAUUGAUAGAACAUGGAUACUAGACGGGUAGAUCUUGGUCGCCCACAGAUUCACUGCUGGGAGAGAAGCAGAGAUUCCUCUAUCUGGCUUGACUGUGCUUUUGUUAUUAAUUCUGGAAUAUCCGCAAUGAGGUGUUGUCUCGCACACAAUGUUGCACAUGUAAACAUUGUUUUGUGUGUGUAUGCUGCCUGGAUUACCUCUCCAAUAUCUCUCCACACAGUAGAGUGCUGCUCUUUGUACUCUCUUCAAGCUGUUUCUCCUUACACCUUUUGUUUCUUUAAAAAAUUUUACUUAAAUAUUCCUCUUCCUUAUUUUCUCUCUAUUACACAUUUAGCUUUCUUCCCAACUGUUUCACUGUGUACUUAAAAACAAAAUUACUUUUCUAAUUGUUUUCUUGAUUAUUUUUGACAUUUUAAAAAAGCUUUUGAAGAAGCUUUGUGGCCAGUGUGAAAGUGAUAGUUUGUGAUGGUGGCUAGUUUUCAUUGUAAACCUUGAAAAUAUAAUAUAAUUGACUGUGAAUUAAUCUAAGUUGUUGCAGAGUUUGUAUCUCUUCUCUGCAUGUGUAGAGCGAAUAUCAGUGGGAGAUUGUUAAACCGUAUUAUGGUUUAUGAUACCAAAUGAUGUACAGUAGUGGGUGCCGGUUUGUGAUUUUUGCACAUAGUUUUUCCAAGCAUUGCCAUAUUAUUGUCAAGAAAUAAGGUGUAUCUUACGAUUCACCUUUACAUUGCACUUUCAAUUACUGUACUGUACUGUAAGAGCUCGCUAAUCCAAAUUCCGGCAAGCCAAAUCUUUGAGUAAUCCGAAUAAAUUUGAGUGAGUUUUUGACUGCUCGACUCUAAUCAAAAUUUGGAUUAUCUACAUUUCUGGAGCGCAGAAACCUAAAUAAAUUAAAAUGAUUAAAUUUUUGUACUAAAAUAUGUACUGUGUAAUAUAUAUAUAUAUUAUAUAUAUAAUAUAAUAUAAUAUAAUUAAAUUACCCCCGUACAUGUGAACAUUGCGACUAGUAGGUGCUAAAAUAACAAACUUUUACUUCUUCUAUUGGAACUUAAAAUAUUAGUUCUGUACAGCACUUAAUCUUAGCCCAUCCUUCUAAAAUGAGAGUAUAGUACUGUACUUGUGAUAUUACCCACAUAGUUACUAUGUCAUGAUGGACCAAUAGAAAGCAGAUUUGUAUUAUUGAUUCUGGACAAAUCAGGGAAAGUUUUUUUUUAUAUUUGUUGCUAAUGAAACUUAACCAAACCAUCCUAGGCCUAAUACACAUUAUAAGGUCUAAUAUAGUUCAUAUAUGUGCUUUACUAGGCCUAUGAAUUGUUAAUAUAGUUGAUAUAUAAAUGCUUUACUAGGCCUGUGAAUUGUUAAGUUUGGUUUUUAGCUUUAUUUUUCUUGGCUAUAAAAAUAAGCUGCAAAAUGUGGCUCACUGGAGCUCCAUUACUACAUAUUGGUACAAUUAACCACAUAGUUAUAAAAACAGUUGUAUCAUUUCAGGAGGAUGGGUUGUUCAUGGGUCCAUUCAGAGGUUUUUAAAUGAUGCCAUAGUUUGCAAAUAACGUGUAUCUUACGUGUGUGUGUGUGUUACAUAAAAUUAUAGAUCAUCAUCACUAUCAGAGUAAAUAAUGGCAGCUUUAUGGAAUUUUUAUAUUUAUUUUUACCUAGUGAUGCCCAAUUAAGAGAAUUUGUUUUAAUAUACUCCCAUGCUCUUAUUUAGUAAAUGCUGCUAUUUCAGUCAUUGUAUUAUUGAUAAAUUGAAAUGUUAUAUGCAUAUUCCUAUCUGCAUAUAUUCCUAUGCAGUUAGGAAUACUUGUAUGCUAUUAAUAGACUAAUCUUGAUUUUAUUAUUGGUUGAUUGCCAGAAAAUCUGAAGUGUAACAAAUGAUUUAGGACUAUAUUGCCCUAGGGAAACUUCAUUAUUUUAGCAUUAUGGGUAAGAAUCUUAUGGGGGGUCUUCAAGUGUUCAUAGUCUGUCUCGUGUGUGUGUGUGCCUAAUAAAAGUAAUCUCCCACAAUGUCGCCUUCGAUGGGGGAGGGUCAUCGUUAUUGUACCUGAGCGGUUUAUUGAUCGUUGUUAUACAGGCACUGGGAGAUACAAUUUGUGGAAUGUAUAGAAAGAAGUGAAGUGUUAGGUGCAGUGUUGUUGGAAACGGCAUUACUGAUGACAAUAAUAAUUAACAGCGCGAUACAAAAUAGUUACGAUCUGCAUGUUUGACAGGUAAUUUCUUGUGCAACAAAUAUUUAUUCACCAGCUUUCAUGUUAACUGCAAGGUUAAUGAAACAUUUUGCAUAAUGUUAUGUUUCAGUUAAGAUUUACAGUAUUUAGAUGUAUAUAAUAUCCAGUAAGAUUAUUGUCUAUAUACAGUAGGAUAUCUAAUAUAUUUUUUUUAGAUUUAAAAAAUAAAUCUGUUUUCCACUUGUGCUAUUGAGUAUGAGAAAAUAAGUUUUUUAAUGCAAGCAUUAUAAAAGACAAUAAAUUAAGCAAGCAUGUAUUUUGUAUCUUACCAAUUUUGUAUACAAACUUCCCUUUAUAUUGUCCAUUUUAUUGUGCCAUCAGCUUCCAAUAGGUUACCUACUAUUUUUGUAAUCUGAAUUACUUCACAGAAUUUUUAUAAAUGCAAUUUACUGUCUCCUAGAUUACACUGAUUGGAUGAGACACGUUACAUAUGUUCAAUCAUGAUUUUAUUCCUGUGGAUCAUAUUUGCUUGCAAAUGCUUCAAUAACUUCAAAGCAGUUGUCUUUGAAUUUCUUGAAUGCAUGGUUUUCUUGUGUAUUAAGAAUUCUAAUUAGAUGAAUUUGUUUAGUUUAGAUUUUGUUUUUAUUUGACUUAGGGAACAAUAUUAGCCAUUAUUGCCUCAGUGAAGUUACUUUUAAGUAUCUGAUAACUCACUCAAAUUGUGAUAUCAAAGUGGAUGAUUUUAUUUUAGGCUGGUCAUCAAAAAAUACAAUUUAUGACCAUACAUGAGAUACUGAAUGUAGGUUACAUGUACUUACAUUUUGCUAAAGUACUGUAAAGUAAAUCUGUAAAGUUGUUUUGCAGAUUAUAAGUAAUAUUUGUGUUUUGAUGAUGGCCUUGUCUGCUGUGCUGGGUGUUAGUGGCACCAGCAUAGCACUCUCAUGCACAGAAUCUCAUGCAGCAGACAUCAGUAGUGCUCUGCAUGUAACAGUUGUAUCUGAAUAAUAAAUCUUAUUAUUAU
Procambarus clarkii (red swamp crayfish) is the source of this 9599-nucleotide messenger RNA. NCBI's taxonomy places the organism in Eukaryota, Metazoa, Arthropoda, Malacostraca, Decapoda, Cambaridae. The record is from RefSeq and is a predicted model, not a curated record.